Penicillium griseofulvum is the source of this 1623-nucleotide messenger RNA. Its product is annotated as RCC1-like domain-containing protein. The record is from RefSeq and is a predicted model, not a curated record. The coding region runs from base 1 to 1623 and encodes 540 amino acids. The transcript has 2 exons. Gene Ontology annotation, cellular component: cytoplasm. Lineage: Eukaryota; Fungi; Ascomycota; Eurotiomycetes; Eurotiales; Aspergillaceae. Gene Ontology annotation, molecular function: guanyl-nucleotide exchange factor activity.
AUGCCUCCGAAAAAGACGUCCAAGCCUGUUGAGGCUUCGACAGAGCCGAAGAGAAGUGCUCGUACCAGUGCGAGGCAGGCAACCGUGACCAAGACGGAAAAGUCAGUCAAAGAAUCUGCAAAGCCUGCAAAGUCCACUACCAAGUCCACUACCAAGUCCACCGCGAAGUCCACUGCAACAUCUUCCAAAUCGACUACGAAGCCUACUAAAACUUCCACCCAAUCUACAUCCGCUACAAAGAAGCGCAAGGCUGAUGAGGACGAGGAGAAACCGCGCGAAAUCAAAAGGUCUCGUGUCGCGCAAGCGCGUCAGCCAAAGCCCAAGGCAAAAGUUGUCAUCAAUGAGGCUCCGAAGGCUAAGUUGAACGUAUUUGUCUGUGGUGAGGGCAGCUCUGGUGAGCUGGGUUUGGGCACAGCUAAGAAUGCCAUUGAUGUGAAACGCCCACGUUUAAACAAGCUUCUGUCUGCCGAAGAGGUCGGAGCUGUACAGGUUGCUGUCGGAGGCAUGCACUGUCUAGCUCUUACCCAUGACAACAAGAUCUUCUCCUGGGGAGUGAACGACCAGGGUGCACUCGGAAGAGAAACUGAAUGGGAUGGUGGGUACAAAGAUAUUGAAAACAACAGCGAUUCCGAUUCGGAUGAUGAAGACAGCGGAUUGAACCCCCGCGAGUCUAUUCCCACUGCGAUCCCCGCUACCGCUUUUCCCGAAGGCACUGUCUUCGUCGAAGUCGCCGCUGCCGAUAGCGCAAGCUUUGCCCUUACUGAUGAUGGUUUGGUCUAUGGCUGGGGCACUUUCAGAAGCAACGAUGGAAUCCUUGGAUUUGACGCGUCUACUCACGUUCAAAAGACCCCGACUUUGAUCUCGUCUUUGAAGAAGAUCACACACUUGACUUGCGGAGCCAAUCACGUUCUCGCCCUGAACGACCAAGGUCGCGUCUACUCGUGGGGCUCUGGGCAACAGAAUCAGCUCGGCCGUAGGAUCGUGGAACGCAACAGAUUGAACGGUCUUCAGCCUCGGGAGUUUGGCCUUCCCAAGAACAUUGUCCACAUCGGGAGUGGCCAGUACCACUCGUUUGCUGUUCACACCACUGGAAAUGUCUAUGCCUGGGGAUUGAACAGCUUCGGUGCGACGGCCAUCCGCGAGGGCGCCGGCGACGACGAAGCCGCUAUCCUCCACCCCACCCUUGUCGAAUCACUUUCUAACCGAAAUAUUUCGCAAAUCUGCGGUGGCGCUCAUCACUCGAUUGCCAUUGCUGGGGACGGCGAUUGCUUGGUUUGGGGCCGUAUCGACGGUUUCCAAAGUGGCUUGAAGAUUGAUACACUUGCCGAUGAUGCCGUUAUCAAAGAUGAGCGCGAUCGUCCCCGUAUCCUGAUCGCACCUACCCCCGUUCCUGGCAUUAAGGCCAAGGUUGUGGCGGCUGCCUCGGAUCAUUCUCUCGCUAUCGAUGCCGAUGGUCGUGCAUGGUCAUGGGGGUUUUCCGCCACGUACCAAACUGGACAAGGUACACAAGAUGACAUUGAGGUGGCUACCGUCAUCGACAACACUGCUACUCGUGGAAAGAAACUGAAUUGGGCUGGUGCUGGUGGUCAGUUCUCCGUGUUCACAGAGCCUGCCAGCGAGUAA